Paramecium sonneborni is the source of this 2645-nucleotide messenger RNA. The record is from the annotation of a GenBank genome assembly. Lineage: Eukaryota; Ciliophora; Oligohymenophorea; Peniculida; Parameciidae.
CGUAAAAAUUGCACAAAAUCAGAAAUGUCUAUGAAUGAUACUUCAAACAAUGUUCCAGUCUAAUAAUAAAUCAUUUCAUUGAAUUCUUAACCUAUCAUGUAAGUUAGAAGACCAAGUGAUUUGAAUAGUUCUUUUACACCAAUCGAUUCUCAACAUAGUAUUAGAACUUCCAUUAAAUUAGAAUAGGUACUCAUAAUGUAUAGAAAUCACCACUUUGUACAUCAGGUGCUUUAGAUGGUAGAACAACACCAUUAAAUCUCAUUAAUGAAGAAUCAAGUGUAAAUGAAUAAUCAGACAAUAAAGCAUUUGAGAGUUUAAUCAAUAAAAAAACUAUACCAUAAAUCAAUGAUUUUACUAUCAAAGAACCAGUACAUUGGAGUUAAGUUUUUACACAUUCUGGUACAUUUAAUUAGGAUGAUUAAUUUAAUAAGUUUGGAUCAUUUUUAGGAGAUAAUACUCAUUCAUAAUUAAAUAUCUAAUAAGAAUAAUAAUACAAUAUUAAACCAACAAUUAUUAUAAUAUAAAUCAUUCUCUAUAUCUAUUAUUUAUAUUCAUUUCCACUUCUACUCUAUGGAAUAGCUUAUGCAGAUUAUAAAUUUACAUAUAACUUACUAACUUAACUCCCAUUAUUAUUAUUAAAUUUUAUACUCUUUACUUUAAGCAUUCAAAAAGCUGCUUCAUUUAUAGACUAUUUACCACUAGCUACAUUUAUUCCAUUUAUAUGUACUUUGAUUGAUUUUAAGUAUUUUAUAUACAUUAUCUUAGUUAGUAAGUUAUCUUCAUGCAAAUCAUACAUUUACUAACAUUUAUUAGAUUCUAUUACAUAUUUAAAUAGCUACUUUAAAUUUCUAUUUGUUUAACUCAAUAUCCUAUAUAUUUCUUUAUUGUUAGAAUAUCAUAAAUACAUCUAUUUUAAACUAUAUGUGGAUUCCUUAUUGUUAUUACUUAACUUAAUUCAAAUUAAUUAAGUUUAAAUGAAUACUAUCAAAAUCAUUGUAGUUUAUUCAAUAUUCUCAUAACAACUAAUGAUAAAUCUAUACUUAUUUAUCCAAUCAAAAUUAUUGUACUUAUUUUUAUUAUUUAUCAAUUCACUAUUAUUAGCUAUUAAAUUAAUCAACUCUAUAAGAAUUAAAAUAAUUUGAUUUCAGGUUUAAUUGAAUUCUCUAAAAUUGUUCACUAAUUGCCAUUUCAUCUUAGAUAUUAAAGUUUAUCUAUUUCACAUAAAUAAAUUUUAUCAAGAUUAAAAACUACAAGCCUUAUUGAUUAUGAAAGAUUACCUAAUCAAUUAUCUAAUAAAUUAUUAAAUGCUUAGUAUUCAAAAAUAUUAAGAAAAAUACCCUUAUUAGAUAAAUGUUUAAGUAAAGCUUCAAUCACAAGUAUUUUAAUGAAUGCUACUAAAGAAAGAAUUUUAGAACCAAAUGAAAUUCUUAUUGAAGCAUAAUCAGAAAAUAAAUUCUUAUAUUUUGUUCUAUCAGGAUAAGUCAAGUGCUUUUAACAGAGAGAAAAUAAAUAAUUUCCAAUAACUAAUAAUGAUAAUGGAAUCUAUAAUUAGUAUGGUUUCUUUUUAGAAUAAUUGUCUGAAGUUGGUGUUUAAUGUGAAACUUGUUGUAAAAUACUAGAAAUUAAUUCGGAAAUGUUUUGGAAAGAAGUUAAAAAAAGUAUUCCUGAACUUUAAAAAAUUAAAAUGUGUUUAGAUAGAGUACAAUUUAAUUAAGAGUACAAAUUAAUUGGAGUUACAUGUUAAAUAUGUAAAGGUAAUCAUAAAAUAGACAAUUGUACAAAAGUUCAUUAUAUUCCUUCAAAAUAAUUAUUAAUGGAUUACAUUUAUUUUGAUGAAAUAAAUAAAAGAUAAAAAUUUUAAAGAGUAAAUAAUAAUAAUAAAAUAGAGAAAUCAUACAAGAAAGUUUAGAUGCAUGAAAAAUACUAGUAUGAUAGAAUAAGUUGUUUGUAAUGUUAGACAUUUAAUGUUUUUAUCAUCUGAUACUUCUAAACGUCCAAAAACUAUUACCAGUUUAGGAAUGUAAUUUGAAUAAUAGCAUACAGUACAUUCUGAUGAAGAAGAACAUCAUAAAAUGUCUUAAUAUGUGUAAAAUUUGAGUCCUGUCUAAUAUGUUCCUUAAGUUGGGAGUAGUGCCAGUUCUUAUGUUUUAAAAGAAUUGAAAUAAGCAUAACAAUUAAAAUCACCUAAAGAUAGUUUUAUGGUUCAUUAAAGGAGAUAUCAAGAUAAAAGAUAAUCACAUGUUACUAGGAUUGAAAGAGGUAAGCAAAUUUAUUUAUUUUAGAUUUAAGUCCAUCUAUUAUUAAAUAUGCUACAAUUUAAGAUAAAAAGAGUUAAAAAUCUAAAUCAAUUAUUAGUGAAGAUCAUGGUAAUGGGGUUUUAUAAAGUUCUGAUCAUAGAUAAUUCUCAAAAUAUGGCAUUUAAUCUUCUAAAUUUACAAAUGAAACAGCAAAACAGUUCAUGAAUAAUCCAUUUGAUAUGCCAUUAUAUGAUCUUAAUUAAUCUAUUGAUAAUAAUCAUAGUUAUAGUGAUUAUUUUCCUAGAAAUAAUAUAGAUUAGGUACAUUCACUAUUUUAUUUAGGCACUUCUCUCCUAUAAAUAAUAUCAAGAUAGUAUUAUAUCAAAUAAGAGUAAAUAAAACAGUUGA